AUGGCAGAUAAAUACAAAGAGUAUCUCGCCACGCGAGUCCUGGCCGAAGGCAAGCCUAUAACCUAUCGGCUUCUGAGUCGCGCUCUCGCCGUCCAUGUCAACACAGCGAAGCAAAUGCUCUACGAUUUCCACACCAAGCAAAACGCAAGGACCCCCAACUCCGUUCACGCUACAUACCUCAUUACGGGCCGAAAGCGCGCACUCGAGCAAACAAAUGGUGCUAAUGGCGGCGGGGUGGAGGACGAAGACACGGUCAUGCAGAGCUCCCCGCCUUACAUGAGUUCAAUGCCGGAUAUAGAAGCUGAAGAAUCGGAGGAGGCCGCUGCCGAAGCACCAGUCCCUACCACGACGAUCGUGCUUGUAAAAGAGGAGGAAUUAGAGUCCGCGAAAGCAGAGUUCGAGGAAAUUACGUCCAUCCAAGUGUACAGCCUGGAGCCCGGACCGCUGAAAGAUAUGCGCAUACUAUCUGUCUGCAACCAAGAAAUAACUACUUCGUAUUCUAGCAGCGAUCCUUUGCAGUGGUGGGAGGUGUACGGCAUGGUGCAUAACCCGUAUAUCAAGGCAUGUAUCUUACCCUUCAACUCGACCCCAAGAAGGACAGGCAAGUAUGUGCCUCCGCCAACGACAGCGUCAACAAAACCCUUGGCUUCCAAAACAGCACCCAAAGCGGAGUCGAAGGCCCCGGCACAUCCAUCAGAAGAGAAGUCCAAAGCCGCGUUAAUAAGCAAAGGAAAUGUCUCGGAGGAUACUUCAGGACGCUCGACACCUCAACCUGUCGCUAAGACGACUACCACAUUGAAGAAGUCCGAUUCGAAGCCAAAUCUCAGAAAAGACGCCUCGGAUAUCUUUAAAUCAUUUGCAAAAGCAAAAGCGAAGCCAAAGAGUGCUGGGGCAUCUAAAGACUCUACUCCAGCGCCUGCUAACGAUGUUCCGAUGCAAGGCAUGUCCGAAGAUGAAGGGAACGACGAAGAUGACGCCCCUGAAGUCAAGAUCGACGAAGAGAAGCUAAAGCAGCAACGCCAGAAGCGGAAGGAGGUGAAUGAAAAGCUGCAGCAGAUGAUGGACAUGAGCGACGAGGAGAUGGCGGACGUUGAAGAAAAGGGGUCAGAGCCAUUGCGAAAAGAGCCAGAAGAGGAGACAGGCUCAUCAAAAACCAUCGAACCGGAGCCCACCGCUACAGUGACCUCGCAAGGCGGGCGGAGACGGGGUCGAAGAAAGGUCAUCAAGACGAAGAAAGUCAAGGACGAGGAUGGAUAUCUGGUUACCAGAGAAGAAACAGUCUGGGAGUCCUUCUCCGAAGAUGAACCACAACCCGUGAAGAAGCCGAAGCCAGCUCCUAAACCUGCAAGUACGGCGAAGGGGAAGGGGGGCAAGAUGGGGCAGGGGAGCAUUGCGAAUUUCUUCAAGAAAGCCUGAAAGAGGGGUGCUCAUUAUGGGACGAUGUAUGUCUUGAAAAGAUGAAUAGGGAGUAGAGCUACGGCCAUCGACCCUCCUUUGUCGGACUUGCAAGACUAUGAGGGAGAUGCCAUCGAGCCGAGUUUGGGCUGCCCACUUUCGGGGUCCA
This is a messenger RNA of Westerdykella ornata, 1564 nucleotides long. RefSeq lists its product as uncharacterized. The record is from RefSeq and is a predicted model, not a curated record. Gene Ontology annotation, biological process: DNA synthesis involved in UV-damage excision repair; DNA strand elongation involved in DNA replication; DNA replication. The transcript has 8 exons. Bases 1 to 1416 code for a protein of 471 amino acids. Lineage: Eukaryota; Fungi; Ascomycota; Dothideomycetes; Pleosporales; Sporormiaceae. Gene Ontology annotation, cellular component: nucleus; delta DNA polymerase complex. Gene Ontology annotation, molecular function: DNA-directed DNA polymerase activity.